GGAGCAUUGAAAGCUUCGAUGCCGGAUCGAUAACCCGCCAUGAUCUCGACUGCAGGUUACUUGCGCAACCCACAUCCACAGACAGAAUACUUCCUUCUUCAAUAUCGUUGGUUGUGAAUCAAAUUUGAUGCUGUCAAUGAUGGUCCGAACUGUGCAUGACUUCUCAUAGCACAACCUUGUAACCGAUGCUCCAUCUCGUCGUCAUUUGCGGUGGUACAUGGGGAAAGCAAGCUGGCCUCGAGGAUCAUCCGCACAGCCACUGUGCGAGCGCGAGCUGUAGAUGUCCAGUUUCGACUUAGAACUUGUGCGGUGUAGCAUGCUCUCUGUGUUGAAGGCAGCGUUCUCUACAUGGUUUCCUGCAAGAGAGGAAGGGUAUCAGAAGAGCUGCUAGCUAUUCGAUUUUGAGUUAUGGUGUCCACAAUGGAACCCAGGGGAAGAGCUAGUGGGGUUUGGUUCAGCGUUUUCGUGUCGCUGAGCUGCUGCGCUGUGGUGUUGCCGGUCGGUGGAGGACUUCUUCGAGAUGUGAAUCUUGCUUCGGCCAGUGUUAGUGAAGCGUAUUCGCACAAGGACAGUGCGACCACGCUGUAUUCUGCCGACAACUACUUGAAAUGCACAUCCGACCACCACAUCACGCCGAGAUCCACUAACGAGGUCAAGGAGCUAAUCCAGCUCCAUGCUUCUGGCGAUCAGCCGGUGAAAAUCCGCGCCACUCGUCGCGGGUUCCAUAGCUCUGCCGGAUUCGUCUGCUCGGGGAGUCGAGGCAGCUCCAAGAAGCAAUAUGCAGAGACCGAUGCAUCGUCUGGAAAGGAGACUGACAGCAGAGCAGCAUCGUUCACUGUGCUGCUUCACCUCAUGAAUCGCGUCGUGGCGGUCGAUGUCGAGAGGUAUAGGCUGACAGUGGAGGCGGGGAUGACGCUCCUCGAGCUCGUGAAUGCAGCUGAAGCUCAUGAUAUGUCGGUACCUGCGGGGGCUCUUUCAAUUUACUCCAAUCUGACUGUUGGGGGAGUAAUAAUGGCCUCGGGGCAUGGCUCUGGUGGCAGCCUGGGCAACCUGGUGGUAGGAAUUAAGUGGGUGAAUGCGAAAGGAGAGGUAAUUGUACGUGAUUCGCAGACAGAGGAUGGAGUAAAGGAGGUGAGAGCUCUGGUAGGAGGAUUGGGUUUGUUAGGGAUCGCAACAGAGAUCACUUUGCAGCUUCAACCCAACUCUCGAACCAUUGUCGAGGUUCGAAAAGGUUUGAAGGAUACGAACAUGGUGGCAGACGUUAAGAAUAUUCUAGAGCGUGAAACUCCUCACGUAAUCUUGUUCUGGAGGCCCGAUUUUGGAACCUACAAAGCCGUGAUGUGGACGCAGCUGAGUGACAAGAACCGAGGCGCGACAACAUUGCCCAAGGAUUACCCAAACGGCAAAAUUGGGUACAUGGUUCCGGUCGAUGAUGGCUUCGCUAGUGAUUGGAGCGAGCUUUUGGUCAAGUGGGAAGGAGACGAAGCAGAGGAGUCGGCUUCUGCUGACGAGCUGAAUGCAGAUAUAUGUAACUUAUCUGAGUUUCUUCACGACGUUUCGAUAUUCUUCGACGCCGAUGGGACCCCUAUCGAACACGGAAUCAUUCCAACCAAAUAUGCUAUGGUGGCUGACGACUGCACCCCAAAGUGCUUCUUUCAUGUGCACCACAUGGGCAUGUUCAUUGAAGACACCGAGUUUACGAUCAAGAUGUCACAGCUGGACGAGUGGAUCGAGGAUGUGAAAAGAAUUGUAAAAGCUGAGUUGGUAGAGGCUGAAGCACGAUUGAGCAAGCGAUACGGCAACGGCAAGGUUAGGCGGUGCAUGCCUCCAGGAUACUUCUGGUUUCGAUUUGGGCAAGGCAACAAGAAUCUGUUAUCAACAGCUGCCGGCUCCGAAGAUGUCGUUCACGUCCAAUGGACUCACGUGCACUCCGCUUUGAUCCCUAACAAGCUUCCCAAGCAGUCCAGGGUCGCCGAAACGCUGGAGCAGCUCACUCUGUGCAAAUACAAAGGACGACCUCACUGGGGGAAGAACAAUGAGCGGAUCUUCGCACACCCUGAUUGCAAAGUGAGGGAUAACUAUCCAGCCACGAAUAUCGCAGAAAUGCAGGAGAUGCAGAAUCAGCACGACCCGAAGAGAGUCUUCGAGCCUGAGCUUUUCCAAAAUAUUUUGCAGAAAACAGGUCCGGAGUACUCCGAGCUGUGUACUCUACAUUUCUGGUGCUACUGCAAAGACGACGCCCAUUGCCCCGCAGAACAUCAGUGUCGGCCUUCUUCCAGCUUCCCAGAGUACAAGACCUGCAAAUUGGCAUCGUCCGACUACCAGCAUGGAGAACUUUGAUGGAUUCAUUCUAGUAGAGAAUUUUUUGAUAAUGUUUAACAUAAAUAGAUAGCUCUUGAUUAAAUUUGUUGCAGGAGAAUACGCAGUGGACACUUCGAUCGCAGACAGGGUCACGUCUUGUCACCGAAGCAUGAACACUGCAAAAUUGUGUACAGCUAGGUUAUUUUGAAAAUUGUGGCAUGUUUUAUUGGAUCAGAGUAAUGAAAUGAACUUUGAUGCAACAAGUUUUAAAA
This is a messenger RNA of Physcomitrium patens, 2573 nucleotides long. RefSeq names its product putative L-gulonolactone oxidase 4. The record is from RefSeq and is a predicted model, not a curated record. Lineage: Eukaryota; Viridiplantae; Streptophyta; Bryopsida; Funariales; Funariaceae. Gene Ontology annotation, molecular function: D-arabinono-1,4-lactone oxidase activity; FAD binding. Gene Ontology annotation, cellular component: membrane.